Molecule: messenger RNA, 3098 nt
Organism: Amorphotheca resinae ATCC 22711
Lineage: Eukaryota; Fungi; Ascomycota; Leotiomycetes; Helotiales; Amorphothecaceae
Exons: 1
Coding region: 15-2909 (964 amino acids)
Source: RefSeq, a predicted model, not a curated record
UGGGUCCGAGCACCAUGGCCCACUCCGAUGACAAUGUUCACCUCACUGGCUCGCAGUGGGGAAUCCCGCAGCCUCAACCCCAACCGAGUACCUCUCUGCCAUCGGGGCAAUAUGGCGGGGCAAGUAAUCCCGAGAUCUUUGGUAACCAAUCCCCCGGGCAGCCACUGGGACAAGGGUUGCAAGCUACUGGGCUACGAGACGAUGAGGGCAUAUGGAGAUCGAAUGAAAGGACUGGCCAAGCCGGCUUAGAUCCUGAGAGCCGAAGACUAAUUGCAAAUGAGGAAGUGCCGAGUUUAAAGGAACAAGAGGAGCAACGGCGUAUCGACAGCAGGAACAUCGAGAUUCAAGUCUGGAGAUCACAUGCAGGCCAGAGUGAUGAGAACCUCGGUCAAUCCUCGAAUACUCGAAGAAUUGAUCCUGAGGAGGGCAAUCAUCUCCCACCGCUAGAUGAUGCCGCAAGCAUACAUGAGAAUAGGUUUAUCGAUGGUCAAGUCUAUUUCAACGACAAGAAUACCACCCUAACUGAGGACGACAAGCUAUUGAUGAGCCAGCCACGCCAUUGGAAUGACGCUCCAUCAUUACCCUACUCGACGACAGCGGCUCUUCAGCCUCCGACCUCGAAUGAAGCCAUAAGUAAAUGGAGGGCCAAUGCGGAUGCACUCUCAAUGUCCUCGCGAGUGGCGACCUGGGGAACACGUCGCCGCAGCGAGCCCAGUUUGGCGGAUAUGGAAUCUAUCGCGGAUGGUAGCUUCCUCAAAAAGCUGUCCAUUAAGCCCAAAGAGACAGAACGCCCUGGAUCUAACAGUAUUUUUGACCAAGGCCUUGAUCGAAUAGCUAAUAUGGUUCGCAAUAGAAGUGGUAGCACCAUCCACAAACGCGGGAGGAGUGCCCAAAAUAUUGGAGAGGCCCAGUAUAACAGUCCAGGAAACCUGGCUGCGGUGCCGCCGCCAAGAUCCCCCAAAUUUGGCCGAAGGUCUACCCCAAGCAUUAACACCGCGGUGGCAAGGAUGGCAGGCCCACUGGCUGCAGUCGGGACAACACAUGUCCAUAGUGGUUCCGUCAGCGCUACCCAAGCUUCACCUAAGAGUCCAACUCCCUUUGGCUUUGCAAGGUCUAUGAUUAAUCGCGCUAGGAGCCGGAGUGAGCUCUCGCAGCAGGAAAGACCGGCACAGUCUGGUAUCGUAGGGCUGUUGAGGGGCCAGGGCGGCCCGCCUGUUGCUAAUAUUUCUUCCCCUCCUAUGGAAGCCGAAGCGAAACAGCAACAAGGAGAGCCCCUGGAUCAGGAUGAAGACGAUGACGAAGAUGAUGAGCAGGCGGAUGAAGGGGACGUGAAGAUUGAAUUGAAUCAAGAGUCAGAACCUAUUGUGCCCAAUUAUGAUGGAUUCAAAGCUCAUAUACGACGUCUCAACCCGGACAUGGAUUCAACUUGCAAUUGGCUUGUGAGCAGGAUUGCCCGUCAACAAGAAGUCCGAUAUAAGAACCUGCUCGAACUACGAGUAAAGCAUGCUCAGGCGGUAACGGCUCAUACCUGUCUCGCUGGACCUUUCUGCGUGGCACACGGUGGAAACGUUACUUUACUAAAUGCCCAAGGGAAUCCACGGGAGUCAGAGUUCAGUACAGCUGGGGCAGAAUUCUCUGACGAUUCAAAUCCAGGAGAAGGGGCUCUCACCGAAGAGAUCUUCCCUCCAGGAAUCCCAAUGCCUCCGGCUAGAAACCUCCCGGCCGAGUUUGAAUGUCAGUUAUGCUUCAAGGCUAAGAAAUUCCAGAAGCCAUCCGACUGGACCAAGCACGUCCACGAAGACGUUCAACCUUUUACUUGCACCUACGAAAAGUGUAAAGAACCAAAGUCGUUCAAGAGAAAGGCGGAUUGGGUGAGGCAUGAGAAUGAGCGCCACCGGCACUUGGAGUGGUGGACAUGCGAAUAUGAGGAUUGCAGGCGUACUUGCUACCGUAAGGAUAACUUCCUGCAGCAUCUUGUCCGCGAGCAUAAAUUCCCAGAACCAAAACAGAAGACGAAGGCUGCAAUCCAGCAGGCUCGUUCGACGGAACGAGCUUGGAUCAUGUUAGAGCGAUGCCGCCAUGAAUCCUCGAUGAAGCCACAGGACGACCCUUGCAAGUUCUGCAAUAAGACUUUCAACACCUGGAAGAAGUUGACGGUACAUCUUGCAAAACACAUGGAGCGCAUUAGUCUACCUGUCUUGCGGCUAGUAGAGGCAAGGAAUGUUGGUGCCGACACGAUCAUCAGCCCGGUCGAACAAACCCUCACGCCUGUGACACCCACGCCAGUUAAUAGGUCGAAUAUGGAGUCCACCACUCCGUUCCCUAUGGAUGAUGUUUCCCCGCAUACUCUCAUGGUCCCGCGUUUUCCAUCUGCCUAUAACCAGUCGGCCUACUUGUCAGCGACUGCAUCCCCAGCAACGUACGGCAUGCAUACACCCAUUCCGCAACAGCCUGCUUACGAUCCAAUUCCGAUGUAUCCGGGUGUAUUUGGUGAUGAAACCCGGGCGUUUGAUUCCUUAGACCUGCACGGUUAUGGUGACGUGAAUCAAGCUGGUAGAGGCGCACCGAUGGGCACAGGAUUCCCUCGCACACCGGCGAGGCAAUAUGGAGGCUUUGACUCUGAUUUCUCUCGCAGCUUGUCAGAGCAAGGCUACAAUACUCAUCGAUCGCCUGCGUAUCCGAUGGCACAAAACUAUGCUGCAGGCUCUCCAACCAUAACCCCGGACUACCAGACCCCCAAUUCGCUGGGCAUCACGCUUCCCGGGUACGGGUUUGGUUCGGCGCCUAUGAAUUAUAGCCAAGGUCCCCAAUAUGUACCGAUGAGUCGAGCGCAGGGAAGCGUGUCGUCGUAUGGGCGUUCGCCGAGGAACUAUCCACAGAAUAUGCCAUAUUACGGGCCCUCUUCAUGAACCAUCUUCGAAAUUCUAUGCUAUUCUUUUGGAGUUUUAAGAGCCGGCGUAAACUGUUUGGUUGGCAUAUAGACAUGUUUCGGUUUGCUUCUCCUAGUUGUUCGUACGAAUACCACGACGUACGCGUCAUGUCUUUAUGUUGAUGAUGAUGCAUUGGGACGUAGGAUAUAGUAUGAAUGCAUUCCAACG